Molecule: messenger RNA, 3513 nt
Organism: Hydra vulgaris (swiftwater hydra)
Lineage: Eukaryota; Metazoa; Cnidaria; Hydrozoa; Anthoathecata; Hydridae
Biological process (GO): regulation of DNA-templated transcription; DNA repair
Cellular component (GO): nucleus
Molecular function (GO): chromatin DNA binding; histone binding
Source: RefSeq, a predicted model, not a curated record
AAAUUAUUAUAUAAAAAUUGUUAAGUUUUUUUGGAGCAUGUCUGAUAAAAACCAGGAUCAUGAACAACAAGUUGAAGAAAUGUACAGCUCUGAAGUAUUUUUGCCUUACAUUUGUAACUCGUUACCUACAGAAUAUAAAUGCAUCAAACAUCCUGGAAAUAUUGUUGAAGGUGCGACAUUAGCAGCACAAAGAUUGCCAAAGGUGUGGUACAAUUUACUAUCAACAUUUCCGGAGGAAGUGAUUCUCAAUGGAAAACUUAGUGAUCUUCAAAUUGAAGGAAUACUAUUUUCCUGUCAGCGACAUCAUCUUAUCCUUCCUGAUGGAAAUCGUGCAGGAUUUUUUUUAGGCGAUGGAACAGGUGUUGGAAAAGGAAGGCAGAUUGCUGGAAUUAUAUUCGAUAAUUUUUGUAGAGGUAGAAAAAAACAUGUCUGGUUUAGUAUAUCUGCUGAUCUCAGAUAUGAUGCUCAAAGAGAUUUAAAUGACAUUGGCUGCUUUGUUAACAUAAUUGAUGGAUGUCAGCAAUUGGAUAAAGGGCAAAAAGCUUUUGGAUUGAUUACAGAAUAUAAAACUGGUGUGUUAUUUUCUACAUACUCGACACUUGUCUCAUGUACAAAUAAAGGCAAAUCAAGUAGACUAGAUCAAUUAAUUGGUUGGUGUGGUAAAGAUUUUGAUGGCUGUCUUAUUUUUGAUGAAUCACAUAAAGCAAAGCAUUUUAUUCCAGGUAAAGAAAGUUCAAGCAGCAAAGUUGCUGUUGCAGUCUCGACUAUCCAGAGAUUACUGCCAAAAGCAAGAGUUAUUUAUUGUAGCGCAACUGGUGUUACGGAUCUCAAAAAUAUGGCUUUUAUGGAGAGACUAGGAUUUUGGGGAUCUGGCACAACUUUUAAUGAUUUUGAAAGUUUUCAUCACUCUUUAACUACUAGGGGUUUAGGGGCUUUAGAAAUGUUGUCGAUGGAAAUGAAGGCAGCCGGAAUGUAUCUUUCUCGUGGUUUAUCUUAUCAUGAUGCAGAGUUUCAAACAGUUGAAUUUGAUUUGACAAAAGAACAAAUUAAAAUUUACAAUGAAGCUGUAGUUGUUUGGAAAGAAUUGAAGAGAAGUUUGGCUGUUGCAUUAGAUCGUUUAGGUAUUUUUAACUCAAGAAUCUGGACUUUGUACUGGGGAAGUCACCAACGAUUUUUUAAGCAAUUAUGCAUGAGCAUGAAAACCCAAGAAAUAAUAAAACUUUCAAAGCAAGCACUACAAGAUGGUUACUCUGUUGUUAUUGGAUUGCAAACCACAGGCGAAACAAGUCUUGAUGCUGAGCUCUUUGAUAACCAUGGUAACAUUGAUGGAUUUGUUUCGAUAACAAAAGAAAUACUCAAGCGGUUUAUUUCACAGCAUUUUCCUGUAGAACAACCAGUUAAAGGAGAGCUAAGUGAAGCUGGCGAAUGGUGUGCAAAGGUUAAAAGUUAUCUUUUGAAUCGUGUAGAAAAAAUUGUUCUUUUAAACAGUCCUCUUGAUACUAUUAUUGAUGAGCUUGGUGGUCCACAUUGUGUUGCAGAGAUGACUGGUCGUAGUGGUUUUAUUGGAAGAUAUAAUAAAAGUGACAAGCCAAGUUAUCAUCGUCGAUCAAGUACUGCAAAAUCAACAGAAUCUGUUUCUGUUCAGGAGAGAAAUGCAUUUAUGAAUGGAGAAAAAAAUGUUGCCAUUAUAUCAGAUGCUGCCAGUACUGGUAUUUCACUGCAUGCUGAUAGAAUAUCCAAAAAUCAACGUCGUCGCAUACAUAUUACUGCAGAACUUCCAUGGAGUGCAGACAAAGCUGUUCAACAGCUCGGAAGAUCACACAGAUCAAACCAGAUAAUUGGUCCUAUAUAUAAAUUGUUAACAUCAAAUCUCGGGGGAGAACGAAGGUUUGCUGCUGCAGUUGCUAGAAGGUUGCAGUCAUUAGGUGCUAUAACAAAGGGUGAUAGAAGAGCAGCGACAGGUGCAGAUUUGUCGCAGUUUAACUUUGAUACUGUAUAUGGUAGGCAGGCACUUAAAGCAAUGUAUGAUGCAAUAGCCAAGAAUGAAUUGUGUUCAGGAGUUUCUCUAAAAAAUGUACUUGCAAGUGUGAACAUAGAUUGUUCACUUGAAACAUUUCACUCAACUAUGAAAUCAUGUUUAUAUGAUAUGGAUGUCAUUGACCAAAAUGUAGUUGGUGGUAGUGUAUCAGAGAAAUAUGCAAAAGAUAUGGGAAAGUUUCUUAAUCGAAUACUUGGUUUAGAAGUUCAAAAGCAAAAUCUUAUGUUUUCUUACUUUUGCCAAUGCAUGGAGACAACAACAGCUGCUGCAAAGCGGGAAGGAAGAUAUAAUGAUGGUGUCACAGAUAUUUGUGGUAGUUCGAUUACAAAACAUGGUGAUGCUAAAACUGUAUUUAGUGAAAUUCAAAUGGGUGCUUCAGUCAUACAACAUGUAUUUGUUACGGUUGAUCGUGGGGUAUCUUUUGAAACAGCCAAAGAAAAAUUUAUAAAAAACUCUGAUGUGAGUUGUGAUUUUUAUCGAUCAAAGAGAGAACAAUAUGGCAAAAAAUUGUAUUUACUAGCAGUACAAAAAGAUUUAUCUCCACAUUUAUUUAUGGUAACAAGGCCUAAUACUGGAGUGUCUCCUUUUGAAGAAGAUAAAAAUGAUUUACUUCAUAAAUAUGAAAAAAUUCUACCAGCUGAAGCAGAAGAGGGCUGGAAUGAGCAAUACGAAACAACUAAAUAUAAUUGUAUUCAUGGAAAGAAUUGUAAAUUUAGAGGAGUUUGUCAAAUUGGUACACGAAUAAUAGAAAUAAAUCUUCUCACCGGAUGCAUAUUGACUAUUUUACCUGCAUUAGAAGCAGUUAUAGUAAAGUUUGGACAGUCACAUGGAAUAUCCAGAGAGAAUCGUAUCAUGCGCGUUGUUCGGGUGAAGUUAGAUAGUGGCGAACGGUUGGUUGGUUUGAGAUACCCUGAUUUUCUUAUUCCCGAAGUUGAAAGAUAUAUAAAAGAGCAAAAAUUGCUCCAGCAUGAAAAAACGGUUCCUAGAUUUUUUGUUGAAAGUGAAACUCCUUUGAAUUUAAAAGCGAGAUCUAAAGCAUUGGAAACCCCAACUAGUAUUAAAAUGUUCUUCAAAAAGGUGCCUUUUAUCGAAACGUGCUCCAAUGAUUGCGGAGAUAAAAAUGAUAAACAAACAUCAAAGGUCAAAACUCGCACGCACAGAAAUUUUCAGGUUGACAGUGCGUUAAAAAAUCGCGAAGAAAAAGUUACUUCAGUCAAUCUCAAAAGAAAACAGUCAAGUAUUUUAAACUUAUUUAGUUCUCAGAGUACGAAAAAAAAAUUGAAAAAAGAAGUAAUAUGUCCAAUAUGUUUAACAAACUUUGAAGGUCGUACCACUCAAGACAUUAACGAGCAUAUAGAUAAUUGUUUAAUUAAGUGAUUUUUUUUCUUUUUAUCUUUGUCAUUUCAUUUUUAUCGGUUUUUUUUAUUUGUAAAUUUUAUUUUUAUAAUGUAAAGUCAUAUCGUUUUUAAUUUGGC